UUUCGAAGUUACCUGGCACUUAUUGCACAACCCUCAUCUAUCGUCGAGCUUCUUUUUAAUCAUACUUACGUACAUAAUUUAAAGUGACCUUUGGAAGCAAAUUUUUGAAGAUUGUACGCGUACUGGUAUUACACCAAAGUGAUCUAUUCAGCCACAUUUUUAUACCAAGCCAAGUUACUACCAGGUUUCAAUUAAUGCAAAUGAUACUUACGAAAGCUUUUGCUAUCAGUUGCAAUUACGUCUGAUACCUGCUUGGAGAGAUUUUUCAGUCUUUCUUCAGCGAUUGUUGUGAUCAGUGCUGUACUGAUCGCCAAGCAGCGUAAAUCUAUUUAAAAUAUAAACACUUUUUAGCAUAACACGUUAAUCAUGACUUCGUUGGCGGAGUUGAAAAAACUCACAAUUGUGCAUUUAGGCAUAGCCGUAACCUUCUUCAUAUCGGGUUUGGUGAUAAAUUUGGUGCAGCUGAUACUGUAUAUCGCUUUGAAACCCUUCAACGUCGCGCUCUUCAGACACAUCAUGUACUAUCUCUGCUAUUCACUGUACUCUCAGUUGAUAUUCAUUGCCGAAUGGUACUCAAAUAGUACACUACAUUUAUACAUCGAUCCAGAGGAAUUGGAAAAAUUCUGUGGCGAGGAGCAUGCUAUGAUUAUUCAGAAUCAUUCAUAUGAAAUUGAUUGGCUGUGCGGUUGGAUGUUUGCCGACAAAGUAAAAUGUUUGGGCAAUUGCAAAGCAUAUGCAAAGAAAGCUAUUUCUUAUGUGCCUGUAAUGGGUUGGGCAUGGAAAUUCGCUGAAUUUGUAUUUUUGGAACGUUCGUACGACAAGGACAUUGAGAUAAUUUCACGUCAAUUAAAAGAGGUAUUUGCUUAUCCUGAUCCCGUAUGGCUGCUGCUCAAUGCUGAGGGUACACGUUUCACACCAAAGAAACAUGAAGCUUCCGUUAAAUUCGCGGAGGAACGUGGUUUACCCGUAUUGAAACACCAUUUGAUACCACGUACAAAAGGUUUUACAACAAGCCUACCAAGCAUGCGUGGUCGCUGUCCCGCCAUUUAUUCCACUACUUUAGCCUUCAGAAAGGAAGCCAAGAAUGCACCGACUAUUUCCACACUGCUCAACGGAUACUCUGUCGAAGGUCAUUUGCAUGCACGUCGUAUUCCAGUGGAAAGUGUGCCGGAAAAUGAAAAGGAGGCGGCUGAGUGGUUACAUAAUUUGUAUCGCGAAAAGGAUCGUUUGGUCGACAGCUUCCACACAACUGGCAAUUUCUUUGAUGCUUCUGGCUUAAAAGAGGUGCCCGUUACUGUUUUAAAAUAUCGCCCAUGCAGUUUAAUCAACUUUGCUCUCUGGGCUGUAUUUUCGAUAUCGCUGGUACUUUAUUAUUUGAUAUCUUCACUUUUAUCACAAAAUUGGAUCGGUCUUUCGAUUGCUGUGGGCAUACUUGUGGCAUUCUACAUACUAAUGGUUAAAUCAAUCAAUAUGUCAAAAAUCAGCAAAGCUUCAUCCUACGGUUCCGAAUCGAAAGCGGACGCAAAGACGAAGUAAUUGCUCUGAGCUUGCAUGCUUAUACAUACACAUGUACGUCUGCAUCUCUGCGAGCGAUUACCAAUUACAAGUUUUACAAACAUGAGAACGUAUGUAUAUAGCCAUAAAUUUACUUUCGUAAUACGAGUAUGAGCAAUGUGUUUGCUUCUAAAAUUUGAUGAGUAUAAGGGGACAAAGUUCAACAGAAUUUUUAAUUCGUGUUCCCCAUUACCUGCACUACAUGUAAAAAUGUACAUACAUACUACAUGUACUUAUUAGUCAUGUUAGUGGACAGCCAAUUGAAAUUAUUUAACAUCGUGAUCAUAAUAUUCUGAUCAUAAAUAAUUACUACUGACCUUUGAUAAACAACAUGAAUUUGUUGUUUGUAGGCUGUAAGCCAUUGUACAAUGACCGUCAAAAUUACGAUUUAUACUGUGGUUGCCGAAAAAAAUGUUAAAAAAUCUUAACAUUUAUAUAGCUUUAGAAAUCGACCAAAAGUGUGUAAUUGACUAUAUUUCCAUUUGCGAAUACUUUUAUAUUUAUAUAUAAACGGACUAAUUAGAAAAGCACAUACGAGCACUUGUUCAUUUUUUAGACUGCAGAAUGAUAUUGAAAUAAAGCGCAAGGAUACGUGUUUUAAGCUUAAACCUAAUUGUGAUCAAUUUUGGGUUUUAUUUGAUUUAGGAGAAAAUAUAAAAAUACAUAUUAUAAAUAUGUAUGUAUAUUUGCAAAUUUAUAAUUUGCUCAAAUUUUGUGCCAAUGGUGCGGGUUCUACGUUCAAUAAAAAUUGGAGAUGGCAUUAAUUAAUAAUUUCAUAAAAUGCUAAUUUGUUUUGCAUGCUUUCUCUAAUUAUUAAGUAAAAUAGUAUGCACACAAAAAAACACAUUAAAAACUUAAAAUGUUGGCUUAUAGAAAAGUGACCGUAUAACAACAGUUUGCAUUUUAAGUCUGGCUUGUACAGAAUCUUCCAAAAAUGUUGUGCCAGUUAUACAGGCAAUUUAAUUUUACUCAUUUAUCGACAAUUUACUUUUUGAUUUUUCACUGAAUAAUUGUAAUUGAUAAACAUACAUAUUAGAUUGGUAGAAAUGUAACAAUUCAAACAAAUAUUAUGAACUUAUAAAUAUUGUACUUCUUACAACCAUUAAUGAUAUUCACAAUAAAAUUAUAUUGAAAUUUCGGUUUUAAAAAUAAA
Molecule: messenger RNA, 2707 nt
Organism: Bactrocera dorsalis (oriental fruit fly)
Lineage: Eukaryota; Metazoa; Arthropoda; Insecta; Diptera; Tephritidae
Product: 1-acyl-sn-glycerol-3-phosphate acyltransferase gamma
Exons: 5
Coding region: 367-1536 (389 amino acids)
Cellular component (GO): endomembrane system
Molecular function (GO): 1-acylglycerol-3-phosphate O-acyltransferase activity
Source: RefSeq, a predicted model, not a curated record